AUGUCCUCCACGUCGUCUCCUCCAUUCUCUGCUGUCACUACUCCUCACAAGCACCAACUCCAUGCCCUGAAGGCCCACAUCAUAAUCCACAUGCUUGUACUCAGCACCGUCGUUUUCCUUGUCAUGCAGCUCAUAUCGCACACAGCUGCCAUAGGAGAUAUCGGGUCUUAUGUAAUGCCGUGGGCUUGGGAAGAGGCGUUCCUUGGACAAUUGUUCGAUAACACAGAUAUGUUCAGGUGGAUAGCUGUCUAUCUGUUUGUAUCGCUCGAUGGGUUGCAUGCACUGUUAUGCAUAGGGUGGUAUGCUGACCAGUUACACCCGGUACGAAGGAGAAGGGAUGUGGGGAGGAGGCGCAGGGCUACCAAAACAUGGUUGAAAAGUACACAGCAGAACAUUGAAGCAUGGCGGCAACGACAUCUUGGAUCGUUUGGAACAAGAAGUGGGAAAGAAGAUCCGCGAAAACCCACACACGAUACGGAACGCCGUUCAGCGACACCACAGCAUGUACCCAAAAACCGCACAUCUGUGAACUGGAUAGAGAGCUUGGACAACACGCCAUCACCACCUUGUCCCCUCGAUCCACACACAUACCAUCCCCUCCUACGUCCAACCUAUACAUCCCUAACCCGCCAUAUCCUCCUUGCCGUUUGGGAUGUAAUCGUGCUCUUGACCGUCACUUUUCAUGUCUACACUUAUGCGGCAAAUAUUCGCCCCAGCUUCGCUUUUUGCGAUGAGCACGAUCACCCUCUCUGGCAUUUCUAUGACCAGCCAGCUACAUUGCAGCAGCGCUGUACCCGCAUCAAUUGGCGUAUACACAGCGCUGGGGGUUGUUCGGCAACUGGCGCAGUGAUACUCGCUUUGUGGCAUUUCUGCGCACUCAUGAGCAGGAUAUGGGCCGUUCUAGACGAGAGACUUUUGAGAAGGCUGGAGGAGAAGACAUUGAAGGAUUUCAAAUCCAAGUUACGUGCGAAAAGGGAAGGUGAUAAUGAUGUGGAUUUUGGUAUGGCGGGUUGGCAAUGUCCACCAAGAGAUGUGGACGUAAGGUCAAGGUCGGCUAGGAGAAGUGUUGAGUCAGAGACUUUGACUGGAACAGAAGUGACAUCGAGGCAUCUACCCACUGUGAGCCAAGAGGAGUUGGGGAUUGGGUUAGGGCGGAGAAGAAUGUGGGGAAGGGAAAGAAACAAUGAUACAAGUAGCAAUAGUGGUAGAGACAAAGAUAUGGGGAGUAGCAAGUGGAGCUGGAGGAGUGAGGGAUUUCUAGAAUGUUUGGUUUGA
Alternaria alternata is the source of this 1275-nucleotide messenger RNA. RefSeq lists its product as hypothetical. The transcript has 2 exons. The record is from RefSeq and is a predicted model, not a curated record. NCBI's taxonomy places the organism in Eukaryota, Fungi, Ascomycota, Dothideomycetes, Pleosporales, Pleosporaceae. Bases 1 to 1275 code for a protein of 424 amino acids.